AACUCAAUUUCAGAGAGCGGUCUCAAAUCGCGUGCACCAAUCCUGGUUAAGAUGUUGUGUUUUAAGUCAUUUUUACUUUUGGUGUUAGUGGCACUUUUAAUUGGAGUUAAUCAAGGUCAAGUGGCAAAAGAAGCUGACGUCAUUGUUACGCCAGAAGCAGAAACAAUCGCCAUAGAGACAACUUUCAUUGAGACACCAGUGACACCAUUUCAAUGUGAGGGCAUAGAGAAACCUUUGGAAGAUAGUCCAUGUGGAGGUUGUACUUGUAUUAACAAUGAAUGGGCCUGCACAAUGGCAGCCUGCAUGAGACCACCUUGUGUCGAUGCCGUUACAAAACCUGGCCAAUGUUGCGGAGAAUGCCCCAACGGUCCAAACUGCUACAUCGAUGGUGUAUUGGUUCCAAUGGAUCAAGACUAUGUAAGACCCGACGGUUCUGUCUGCUUUUGUCAAUACAACUCGUGGGAGACUGAGGUCCUGUGUAUACCCCCCUUCACUACGCCCCCUGGCUGCGAGGGUUUACAAAAACCAGUUGAUGAUGGCCCGUGUUCCUUCUGCUCAUGUGAACCAAACUGGUUGGGGCAGUUUGAAUGGUCUUGUAUCGUGGCAGACUGCAUGGUGCCCAAGUGUGUGGACGCAGUCAGAGAACCUGGCCAAUGUUGUGAAGUUUGUCCAAACGGUCCAAACUGCUACAUUGAUGGCGUCUUAGUUUCAAUGAAUCAGGAUUACGUAAGGCCAGACGGUUCCGUCUGCUACUGCGAAGAAGGGAGCCCCUGGGAACAAGCUAAUAUCAUCUGUACACCUCCCAGAGACACUACUACGCCUGCUGGAUGCGAGGGUCAGGACAAACCUUUUGAAGACGGCCCUUGUGGAGGAUGUAUGUGUGAUAACUGGUCUGGGGAAUAUGAAUGGAUCUGUUACAUGGCAAGCUGUAUGAUGCCCAAUUGUGUCGACCCUGUCAAAAAACCUGAUCAAUGCUGUGAAGAAUGUCCUAAUGGUCCCAACUGUUACAUCGAUGACGUCAUAGUUCCGAUGGGCCAGGAGUACGUCAGGUCGGACGGCUCCGUCUGUUUUUGUCAACAAAACGAACCAUGGCAGCAAGCAGACGUCAUCUGUAUGCCUCCAUUUAAAACUCCGGCUGGGUGCGAGAGCCAAGAAAAACCUUGGGAUUCCCCGUGUGUUACAUGCGAUUGUGUGGACUGGUCAGGGGCAGGUAAUGCAGACUGGGUGUGUUGGAUGACGGAUUGUUUUCCUGCCCCAUGUGUGGACAAGGUUUCUGUACCCAAUGAGUGCUGUGAAACAUGCCCCAAUGGUCCAAAUUGUGAAACAUUCGGAGAGAUAAUUCCAUUGGGUGUCAACAAAACAAUAAAUGGUCUAGAAUGUCAUUGUGAAUAUACUUUCAUUUUGGAAGCACCAAUAGCUGUCUGUAAUCCAAUUUUAACGACCACCUUAGAGACAAUAACUCCUAGUCCAAUCUCAUCGACCACCAAAGAGAGAACAACUCUCAAACAAAGUUCAACGACCACCUCAGAGACAAUAACUCCUAGUCCUAUUUCAUCGUCCACCAAAGAAAGAACAACUCUCAAACAAAGUUCAACGACCACUUCAGAGAAAACAACCCCAAACAAAAAUAGAAAGAGAAUAAGUGCAAACUCUAAUGAGUCAUAAGGCAUUUUAAAUUCUACAACUGUUUCUGUUUAUAAUAAUAGUAAUAUUAAUCUUUAUUGUCCGUAUAAACAAUAAAUUCAAUGUGUCUGAAAGCAAUGGAGAUUUUCACCAUAAAUUAAACAAUGUCAAGGACGCCAAAUUAAAUUUCAAUGUUGCCAACUCAACCAAAGCUACAAACGGCUUAGAAAAUUCGAUCUAGAACGUGCAAAAAAAUAUGUUUAUAUAUAAUUUAGAAAAAAAAAAGCGUAUCAACACCCUCUCGAUUUUGUACACCUAUACACCAAACAAAAGUUAUGGCUAUUUAUGGCUUGUAUGCACAUUUCCAA
This is a messenger RNA of Biomphalaria glabrata, 1991 nucleotides long. Its product is annotated as kielin/chordin-like protein. Gene Ontology annotation, molecular function: protein binding. The record is from RefSeq and is a predicted model, not a curated record. The transcript is spliced from 10 exons. Gene Ontology annotation, cellular component: AMPA glutamate receptor complex. The coding region runs from base 52 to 1665 and encodes 537 amino acids. Lineage: Eukaryota; Metazoa; Mollusca; Gastropoda; Planorbidae. Gene Ontology annotation, biological process: negative regulation of BMP signaling pathway.